AUGGUGAACUCUCCUCAACCGAGGAAAAACGAUGAACGUGUUGUCGACGGAGGCUCGACAGACCAACCGCGUGGUGGUUGGAAAGUUACACGUAGACGUUCGGGGUUGAAUGAAUCUCAGCCGAGUCAUUCAUCACAAAGCGUCAAACAUGCGCAUGAAGCUAACAAACAGAUGGGAGAUGAGCCAACACACGCUGAAGAUCUUGUAAACCGUGGAAAAACAGUUGUGACCGCGGGCAGCGAUGAUUUAGUUGAUGAUACAUCUGAAUUGAAGCGUGAUAAAAUUAUGGCGGCACAGGGUGCAAUCAAACGGAAGGUCUAUGAACUAAAACGAGCUGACGAAUGCAGUAAACGUGCAAAUCUAAGUAGUCUGCCUGAAAACAAUGAUUUCGUUGAUGUUGCACCUCAGCUGAAACGAUAUAAGAAUACGAUGACCCAAAAUGCUGCAACACUUGCGUUGGAAGCUACUGGUGCAGUACCGGUUAUCGGUAGCGAUGAUGGCGAUGUCCUUCCGAGCAUCAACACAAGAUCAUCAUCAGCCAUUUUCGUGAAGGCUGUGUCUGGUUUGACCGACGAUCAGAAAGAGGCAGUCCGUGAUAUGGGAUUCGGUCGUUUGUUGGAGUUGACAAUAACUACGACACCAGCAAAAAUGGGGUACUGGCUGGUUGAUAGCUUCAACCACAUGGAUCGGAAGUUGAAACUAUACGAUGGGGAGAAGAUUCAUGUGAAAGAAGAAGAUGUAUAUGCUGCACUAGGACUGCCCCGCGGAACGAUUGAGGUCACAAAUAAAAAUAAAAAAACAGAGUCGGAGUUGUUGAAGGAAUGGGUGAGGUUAUAUAAUGUCAGUAAGCCGACAAAGAUUACAGCCUCAAGAGUGUUAGACAUGAUUCAGAAUUGCCAUGGAAGUGAUGACUGGUUCAAACGCAAUUUUGUUGUCCUUAUGGUGACUUGCUUAUUCGAGAGCACUAGCAAUGGGAUGGCAAAUUUGCGUAUAAUACAUUUGCUCAGUGAUUUAUCGAAUAUAAUGAAUAUGAACUGGUGCUCCUACAUGAUCCGUUGUCUGGUGAGCUCGAAAAAAUCUUGGAAUGAUAAUCGGGGACGUAAGAACUUCACGGGGCCUCUUCUAUUUCUGACGUUGUUCUAUGUCGAUAAGGUGGUGUUGUCAAUCAGGAAUGUUGCAAGAAUAUUCCCGAUUUUUAAAGCAUGGAACAACGAAUUAUUGAAGGCUAGAGAACGAGAUGAGAUUGUAGCUGGAGCCUUCGGGCGAGGAUAUGUGGAUGCAGACUUAUGCGUGGAAGAUGCUUCCCACCGGGUAGAAAGAGAAUUUAACAUUCGUGACGACAACGACAUGAAUAGGACGUCAACAAUCAGCGUACAGCUUUUUUUCAAGGGUAAAAGAAAGAAGGAUAUAAGCUACAAGAAGUUUCAGGAUAUGUUCAAAGCAGAUUUUGAUUGGAUACGCCGUUAUAACAUCAAGCAAAUCGCAGUGUUCGUAUUUCCCGUGCAUUCUGGUAGUUUCAGCGGGUUGAUGUGCAUCGUUCCGGAGUCUCAAAACUUCUACGUGCUAGAUAGCGUGGGCGCGUGUAGAGAUGACGGUGUCAAGAAAACUGUCUUGGCACGUGCUGAGAUUUUGAGGCAAUGGGUUGCAAAGUAUCUGGAUCAUAUGAAUAUGGUGAAGUUUUCAAAAGCCGUCGCACUUUCAAUUCCGGAGGUUGUCAAUUUGGAUUGGACUGAGGGCGUUGAUGAUGUAGAUGUCGGUGUUGUGACAAUGCGUCUCAUGGAGACGUUCAAAGGACGCAUUACGAAAAAUUGGAACCAAGAUAUGAAGAAGGCCGACAAGGGGCAACUGGAGCUGAUGAGAAAGCGGUAUUGCUAUGUGAUAGCGGGUGCUGGAAACAAUGAUACGAAAGAUGACAAUCUCGCGGCAGCAAGGAAGUUUCAGGAUCUAUGCGGGGGGGUGAAGUCACGAGCUGAUUCGUGA
Messenger RNA from Striga hermonthica, 1980 nucleotides. NCBI's taxonomy places the organism in Eukaryota, Viridiplantae, Streptophyta, Magnoliopsida, Lamiales, Orobanchaceae. The record is from the annotation of a GenBank genome assembly.